UGUAAAUAAGCCCAAUAUUAUUUGCUUAGCCAAUCAGAAGAAACGUACCACUUCCACCUUCAAGGCGAGCUUGUCAAUCUUGUGUAAAUAAACCCCACCUACACAUGAGGCGGAGAGGUCCACACAGCGUGAAUUCGCAAGUUCUUCAUGUAAAAUGGUCUCGAACAAGUUUUUCAAGUAGGUUGGCCCUUUGAUAUUGUUUUAACAACUUUGUCUUAUGCUAAAGACAUAAACGAGCUGCCCGGUAAAGAACUUACAUUAAUAAUGGCUUCGGAAGGCGAGCGUGAUGAUCCAUUCCAGAGAAUUCUGCAUCAAAUCGGUGGGAAAAGUAACAUUCAUUUAAUCAGCGCAUUGAGUAGACCUGAUGGAGACACCGGCGUUUUACAGGACUUUAUCGCUGAUAUGUUUAAUAAUGGGGAGCAUGAAGAAAUCACCGACUGCAUUGGCAACCGUAACGGAGAAAUCAAAAUCCAAACAAAUGUCUGCAGUCCUGACCAAUCACACGCUGAUCGAUCCGGACAGAGUUCAUCCACACCUGCCGAUAGCUGCACCAAGAGCGAGAAACCAGAUCCACUCAAGAAUAAAACCGUGAGUUCAAGCAGAAACAUCGGCGGCAAGCAGAGAGCCAUUAAAUGCUCCGUGAUCAUAUUCAUCUUCAGACACGAUUAUUUGUGUAAUAAAGAGAACUAUGUGUGUUUGAGGGAGAUCCUGAAGGACGUGAGAGCUCGCUUAAAGAUAAACGCGCUUCCUCCGGCUCUGUUGGGACUCGUUCACACUGACUGCGAUCAAUCAGAGAGCCGCGAGUCAGUGGAGUUACUGGAUCGAUCAAUGCGAUCAGUGUUUAUCAAUCACCCUCAACAGGCCAUAUGGACCGGCCGGUACGUCACGAAGUCCCCGGAUUUGUUGCAGGAGAUCAGAUGUAACGCCUGUCGGGCGGUGAAGUCUUCAAUGUCUGCAGAGAGUGGCACUGGCAGUAAAAGCAGUUUGUUUUGGUCCUUGAAAUGUUUACCAGGAAUAUUCAGGAAGGGACACCGAGGACAGGCUGACUUCAACACCAACAGUUUGCAGCAAGCAAAUCCAAAUACAGGUGAAGAAGGAAUUCCCUUGCAGACGCAGACCACGGCACAAUGACGCCAGACAGGUUUUGCAAAUAGACCAAGAUGGUUGAAAAACAAGCAUCAAACUACCUGUCUGUGUUCUGCUCAGGUCAUAUAUUCUUGCACUAUACCUUACCAGCCAAUAGGAUUUGGAGGAAUGAGAAAUGAAGGCAACGAAAGGCUGCUACAGCAUUAUUCUUGAUACCAUUUUGAUAUCAGAAGGAAAUCUCACUACUAUCACAGUAGCAUAUAGAGUCUUGAGUUUAUUAGUAUUAAAUAAUCUAUUGUGACAAUUGCUGAACACUGUGACUGACUGUUAUGUAUUAAUUGCUGUUAUUUGAAAUAAAAGAAACACUUUGUUGUAUCAUAGGCAGUACGUUUUGCACUAUUCCUUCAUGUGAUUCUGAAAUAACCAAGGAAAUUAAUUGUAGCUGUUCAAAACCAUUCCAGGACUACAUAAGCCAUACUGUUGAAAACAUGAAAAAUUAAAGUUACCAUGAAAUCAAAA
Megalobrama amblycephala (Wuchang bream) is the source of this 1605-nucleotide messenger RNA. RefSeq lists its product as uncharacterized. The coding region runs from base 265 to 1131 and encodes 288 amino acids. The record is from RefSeq and is a predicted model, not a curated record. NCBI's taxonomy places the organism in Eukaryota, Metazoa, Chordata, Actinopteri, Cypriniformes, Xenocyprididae. The transcript has 3 exons.